Rosa rugosa (rugosa rose) is the source of this 3032-nucleotide messenger RNA. RefSeq names its product disease resistance protein RUN1-like. The record is from RefSeq and is a predicted model, not a curated record. Gene Ontology annotation, biological process: signal transduction; defense response. NCBI's taxonomy places the organism in Eukaryota, Viridiplantae, Streptophyta, Magnoliopsida, Rosales, Rosaceae. The transcript has 4 exons. Gene Ontology annotation, molecular function: protein binding; ADP binding. Bases 13 to 3027 code for a protein of 1004 amino acids.
UCCUUCUGACCAAUGGCUACCAGCAGGAAAGCCGAUGAGGCCUCCUCUUCAUCCUCCUCUUCAUCCUCAAAUCAUUGGAUUUAUGAGGUUUUCUUGAGCUUCAGGGGAGAAGACACGCGAAAAAACUUCACGGACCAUCUCUACCUGGCCUUAAAGGAGGCUGGAAUCAAUGCUUUCAUUGACGACAAACUGGAGAGGGGAGAGAUUAUAGAUGAGGAACUGAUGCGGGUAAUCCAAGGGUCCAAAAUCAGUGUCAUCGUCUUCUCAAGUAGGUAUGCGGACUCCAGUUGGUGUCUUGAGGAGCUAGAGAAGAUCAUGGAGUGUAGAACAACACUGGGACAGCUAGUCCUUCCAGUAUUCUAUGAUGUUGAUCCUACAGAUGUCCUGAAACAGAGUGGUAGUUUUGGAGAGGCAUUUGAUCAGAAACAUGGAGACAAACAUGAAGAUAAGGUCAAGAGGUGGAGAACUGCUCUUACUGAAGCUGCAACUUUGUCUGGCUGGGAUCUUAACACCACAGCUGAUGGGCAUGAAGGGAAACUUAUCAGGAUGAUUAUUGAGGAGAUCACUAAAUAUCUCAAUAACACAGACUUAUAUGUAGCAGACAAUGAAACUGGAAUAGACUCUCGUAUGCAAGAUAUUAUUUCUCUUUUAGAUGUUGGAACAUCACAUGAUGUUCGCAUUGUUGGAAUUUGUGGUAUGGGGGGUAUCGGGAAAACAACAGUUGCAAAGGCUCUUUACAACAAAUUUCGUCAAGACUUUGAAGCUUCAAGUUUCCUUCGUGAUGUCAGGGAAACUACUAUGCAGAACAAUGGUAUGGUUAGUUUGCAAAAAAGCCUUCUUUCUGAUAUCUCUAAAACAAGCAUCACCGAGGUAGGUCAUGUUGACAGAGGGAUCAUUUUGAUAAGAGAGAGACUCGGAUGCAGAAGGGUAUUCGUCGUAAUUGAUGAUGUCGACAAAGUGGAGCAAUUGAAGGCAUUAGCAAUAGACCGCGACUCAUUUGGCCGGGGAAGCAUAAUGCUUAUAACAACAAGAAAUGAACAUUUGCUAAAGCAAUUUGGAGAGGAUUCUAUAUAUCAAGUUCAGGUGAUGGAUGAAGAAGAAUCUAUCAGACUCUUGAGUUUGCAUGCCUUUAAAACUCGUUGCCCCCCUAAUGAAGAAUAUCUUAUACUCUCAAGAAGGGUUGUUGAUUGCUGUGGAGGUUUGCCACUAGCUCUUAAAGUUCUAGGUUCUUUUCUAUUUGAUAGAAACACAGAAUUUUGGGAAAGUGCAAUCCAGAAAUUGCAUACAAUUCCUCAGCCCGAAGUUCAUGAAAAGCUCAAAAUAAGUUUUGAUGGGCUAAACGAUGAUACAGAGAGGGACUUAUUCCUUGAUAUAUCAUGUUUCCAUAUCGGGAAGGCAAUGGACUAUGUCAAACCAAUAUUGGAUAGUUGUGGCCUUUUUCCAGAUUCAGGAAUUCAGGUCCUCAUUCAACGUUGCCUUGUAACUGUAAAUAAGGAAAACCAGCUGAUGAUGCAUGAUUUGCUUCGCGACAUGGGUAGAGAAAUUGUCCGUGCAAAAUGCCGUGACAACCCUGGAAAAUGGAGUAGGGUGUGGCACUGGGAAGAUGCAGUAGAGGUAUUGAGGGAUGCAUCUGGAUCUGAUGAAAUUCAAGGACUCACUCUAGACCUGUGGAGAUUAAAUUUAGAGAAAGAAUUUAAGACAAAAGCAUUUGCAAAAAUGAAGAGCCUGAGAUUUCUCAAACUCCAUGGUGUAAAGCUCAUUGGACAGUGCAAAUAUCUCCCCAAGAAGUUAAGAUGGCUCGACUGGAAUGGAUUCCCUCUAGAGUUCAUACCAAAAGAGUUCAGUCUAGGAGAAGCAGUUGCUAUCCACCUGCGAGGUAGCAACCUCAGACACGUUUGGGAAGAUUCUGGGCUCCUUGCGAAAUUGAAGAUUCUUGAUCUCAGUUGUUCCUUUUCCUUAAAACAAUCACCAGACUUUUCAACUAUUCCCAAUCUCGAGAAGUUAGUCCUCAACAGCUGUGAGCAAUUGGCAGAGGUUCACCAGUCCAUUGGAAGACUCAAAAGGCUUUCUUUUGUUGAUCUUAAGGACUGCAAAAUUCUUGAGGAGCUUCCAAGGAGUUUCUAUAAGUUAAAAUCUGUAGAAACUCUUGUUCUUGAUGGCUGUGAAAGAUUUAAGAAAUUGCACGAGGAAAUAGGGGACAUGACAUCGUUGUCUACUCUGAAUGCAAAUUGCACUGCCAUAACAGAACUGCCAUCUUCCAUUGUGAGAUUAAAGAACCUGAGCUGCUUACAUCUACAAUCUUGGGAUCCCACUGAUGCAGAUUGGGAAGGGAUUACCUUGAAAUCUCUCAUGUCGACACCUAAUUUCCGUAUUCUCAAUUUACCUCCUUCCGUUCAAGGCUUAAGCUCUUUAGUUGAUCUAUCUAUCAAUUGCUGCAUUAUAACUAAUGUUCCUAAGGAUCUUGGAAGUCUAUCUUCCUUGGAAAGUUUAGAUAUACGACACUGUUACUUGCAAAGCCUGCCAAGCCUCAGUGCCCUGUCCCAGCUUGUAUACCUACGCUUGCUUGAUUGCAAUCUUACAGAUGAAUUGAUAAGAGUUAUGGAUCUUGGGAGUCUAUCUUCUUUGAAAUUGUUGCAUCUAGAUGAUAACAGUUUCAGUAGCCUUCCAAGCCUCCGCAGCCUUUCUAAGCUUGUCAAUCUAAGUUUGAGAAGUUGUACAAACCUUGUUGCAAUUCCAGAUUUACCGACAAGUCUGAAGAACAUCUGCGCCUCGGACUGCACUGCAUUGAAAAUAAUGCCCGACUUUUCAGAUAUGUCCAAUAUGAGACAGAUGUGUCUAGAUGGAUGUGCCAAACUCGUUGAGGUUCUAGGCUUGGAUGAAUCUUUGAAAAGCUCCAUGACGCUGCUUGAAUUGGGAGGGUGCACAGAUCUCACUGCCACUUUCAAGGAGAAAAUUCUACAGGUCUCUCUCUCUCUCAAAAUAAUCUUGCUGUUGCUUCUUGCAUGGUAUAGGGAUGGAAUUUCAUAGGACCU